This is a messenger RNA of Spodoptera frugiperda (fall armyworm), 462 nucleotides long. RefSeq lists its product as uncharacterized. The record is from RefSeq and is a predicted model, not a curated record. The coding region runs from base 121 to 423 and encodes 100 amino acids. The transcript is spliced from 4 exons. Lineage: Eukaryota; Metazoa; Arthropoda; Insecta; Lepidoptera; Noctuidae.
CGCAAAUCUCUCGCUCUGCUUCUCACUAUAACACAAUCCUAAACCAACUUCCGUGGCUGUAAAAACAAACUCGGUACAAUUUAUUGUUCCCUUCAAACAGAUUUAAACCUGACGCAGGCGAUGUGUGGCCGCGUGGUGGGUUUCCUCACAAUCAUUGUGUUUUUAUAUGAUGUCGAAGCGAAGACUAAGUAUAGGAAGGAAAUGCCCAAGUACCCACAGGACACACAAUUCUGGGCCACCGACUUCUUCGUGAGAGGGUGUAAGAAUUUCAUAGAGCGAUGUCCUAAGGCUUACAAAGUGCAACAAAUCUGCGCGAGGAGUUACGAUGGAAACUUCAUGAAUUUCAACAAUUACUGCGAAAUGCAAUAUGAGAACUGCAACACUUGGAGGAACUGGGUCGUGUUCAAGAGAGAAAGAUGUUAAUUAACUUAACUGAAGAAAUAAAGAAACGAUGUAAUGAAA